Messenger RNA from Syngnathoides biaculeatus (alligator pipefish), 1509 nucleotides. It is a transcript of the gene alg1, whose product is annotated as ALG1 chitobiosyldiphosphodolichol beta-mannosyltransferase. The transcript has 13 exons. Bases 13 to 1509 code for a protein of 498 amino acids. NCBI's taxonomy places the organism in Eukaryota, Metazoa, Chordata, Actinopteri, Syngnathiformes, Syngnathidae. Gene Ontology annotation, molecular function: mannosyltransferase activity. The record is from RefSeq and is a predicted model, not a curated record. Gene Ontology annotation, cellular component: endoplasmic reticulum.
CCCCAAACAAAUAUGGCGCCGCCAGCUCCCAGCAAUCAUGUUCCCAAUGCGACCCUUUUUGCGCUCAUUCCGCUGUUCUUCGGGGCGAUUUGCAGCGCCACUUCGGGCGUUUGGUGGCCCCUGGUGUUGGUGACGGUUGUUGGCCUCGCUGCCGCGCUUUGUUGGCUGUUGCGGCGGCCGGACGGUGGUGCCGAGCGGCGGGUGUGCGUGUUGGUUCUCGGGGACAUCGGCCGUAGUCCCCGGAUGCAGUAUCACUCGCUGUCGCUCAGUAAACAUGGAUAUGAAGUUACUUUUGUGGGCUAUUUCGACAGCAAGCCUCACCAAGACGUGUUGAGGGAGGAUAGGAUUCACAUCUUCCCAAUUGCGGAAGUGAAAGGCCUCAGAGGUGGACCGAAGAUUUUGACAUACGUGACCAAAGUGAGCGUUCAGUUUGCGCAGGUUCUUGCGGUGCUUCUGAUGCUCAAGCCACAUGGUCACAUACUCAUGCAGAAUCCUCCAGGUUUGCCGGGCAUGGCGUCAGCGUGGCUGGCGUGUGUCCUGCGUGGCAGCCGCUUGGUCAUUGACUGGCACAACUACGGCUACACCAUCCUGGCGCUCCAGCACGGCCACUCGCACCCGCUGGUGCGCCUGGCAAAGUGGUACGAGCAUGUCUUUGGUCCUCUGGCAUCUCAGCACUUGUGUGUGACCAACGCCAUGAAGGAAGACCUGCACAGGAACUGGGGCAUCAAAGCAACCACUCUCUAUGACAGACCGGCGGCCAUCUUCAGAGAGACGCCGCUAGAGACACGGCAUGACCUUUUUGUGAAGCUUUCGCACACGCUUCCUGCUUUUUGUCAUGGCAGCGGUAAUGAUGUCAAUGUCAUGGAGAAGACCGUCUUCUCCCAGCGAGGCAUGGACAAGAACACUGUGACCUUGAGAGCUGAUCGACCCGCCCUACUGAUCAGCAGCACCAGCUGGACGGAGGAUGAAGACUUCUCCAUCCUCCUGCAGGCUCUUCAAGAAUACGAAGAUUUCAUCUUAACGGGAGAAACUCUGCCGCCACUCAUCUGCGUCAUCACAGGGAAAGGUCCUCAGAAGGAACACUACAAGAAGAUGAUUGACAGUCUGCAUUUGAAGCAUGUGAAGAUCUGUACACCCUGGCUAGCGCCAGAAGACUAUCCUGUCUUAUUAGGUUGUGCUGACCUCGGCGUGUGUCUGCACAUGUCUUCCAGUGGUCUGGACCUGCCGAUGAAAGUGGUGGACAUGUUCGGAUGCUGUUUGCCCGUCUGCGCUGUCCACUUCUUGUGCCUAAAAGAGCUGGUGAAGCACGAGCACAACGGUCUGAUCUUCUCAGAUGCCACACAGUUGGCCCAGCAGCUCAAGACUCUCCUGUCAGACUUUCCAAGCAGCGACAGCAAAUUGUGCGAAUUCAGGAAGAACCUCCAUGCCAGCAAGGGGAAGCGCUGGGAGGACAACUGGGACCAACAUGUCCUCCCGCUCUUAUCCUCAUCCACGUCUUCUUUUUCGUGA